AUGGCUACAGAAAUUGGUUCUCCUCCUCGUUUUUUCCAUAUGCCAAGAUUCCAGCAUCAGGCACCUCGACAGCUCUUCUAUAAACGACCAGAUUUUGCCCAACAGCAAGCAAUGCAACAGCUUACCUUUGAUGGAAAACGCAUGAGAAAAGCUGUAAACCGAAAAACUAUAGACUACAAUCCAUCUGUAAUUAAAUAUUUGGAGAAUCGAAUAUGGCAAAGAGACCAGAGAGAUAUGCGAGCAAUUCAGCCUGAUGCAGGUUAUUAUAAUGAUCUUGUCCCCCCAAUAGGAAUGCUGAAUAAUCCUAUGAAUGCAGUAACAACAAAAUUUGUUAGAACAUCAACAAAUAAAGUGAAGUGCCCAGUUUUUGUUGUCAGAUGGACUCCAGAAGGAAGACGAUUAGUAACUGGAGCUUCCAGUGGAGAAUUCACCCUAUGGAAUGGACUCACUUUCAAUUUUGAAACAAUAUUACAGGCUCAUGACAGCCCAGUGAGGGCCAUGACUUGGUCACAUAAUGACAUGUGGAUGUUGACAGCAGAUCACGGAGGAUAUGUGAAAUACUGGCAGUCGAACAUGAACAACGUCAAGAUGUUCCAGGCACAUAAGGAGGCGAUUAGAGAGGCCAGUUUCUCACCCACGGAUAAUAAAUUUGCUACAUGCUCUGAUGACGGCACUGUUAGAAUCUGGGACUUUCUUCGUUGCCAUGAGGAAAGAAUUCUCCGAGGCCAUGGUGCUGAUGUGAAAUGUGUGGACUGGCAUCCAACAAAAGGGUUAGUUGUUUCAGGAAGUAAAGAUAGUCAACAGCCAAUCAAGUUCUGGGAUCCCAAGACUGGGCAGAGUCUUGCAACACUUCAUGCCCAUAAGAAUACAGUAAUGGAAGUGAAAUUGAAUCUCAAUGGCAAUUGGCUGCUUACAGCAUCACGUGACCAUCUCUGUAAACUUUUUGACAUUCGAAACCUAAAGGAAGAGCUUCAAGUAUUCCGAGGUCAUAAGAAAGAAGCCACAGCUGUUGCCUGGCAUCCUGUUCAUGAAGGCCUUUUUGCCAGUGGAGGGUCUGAUGGUUCUUUAUUAUUCUGGCAUGUUGGGGUAGAGAAGGAAGUGGGUGGAAUGGAGAUGGCACAUGAAGGGAUGAUCUGGAGUCUGGCCUGGCAUCCUCUUGGACACAUUCUCUGUUCAGGUUCAAAUGACCACACUAGCAAAUUUUGGACCCGAAAUCGACCAGGUGAUAAAAUGCGAGAUCGUUAUAACUUAAAUCUACUGCCUGGAAUGUCUGAAGAUGGUGUCGAAUAUGAUGACCUUGAACCUAACAGCCUGGCGGUAAUUCCAGGGAUGGGAAUACCAGAACAACUAAAAUUAGCUAUGGAGCAAGAACAGAUGGGGAAAGAUGAAUCAAAUGAAAUUGAAAUGACAAUUCCAGGUUUAGAUUGGGGAAUGGAGGAGGUAAUGCAGAAAGAUCAAAAAAAAGUACCUCAGAAGAAAGUUCCAUAUGCAAAACCUAUUCCUGCUCAAUUCCAGCAAGCUUGGAUGCAAAAUAAAGUUCCAAUACCUGCUCCCAAUGAAGGACUCAGUGACAGAAAAGAGGAUAUUAAAUUGGAAGAGAAGAAAAAAACACAAGCAGAAAUAGAGCAAGAAAUGGCCACAUUGCAGUACACUAACCCACAACUCCUAGAGCAACUUAAAAUUGAAAGACUUGCACAGAAACAGGCUGAGCAAAUUCAGCCUUCUCCUGCAUCUGGCACCCCUCUCCUUGGACCUCAGUCAUUUCCAGGACAAGGUCCAAUGUCUCAGAUUCCUCAAGGUUUUCAACAGCCACAUCCAUCUCAGCAGAUACCAAUGAGCAUGGCUCAGAUGGGGCCACCAGGUCCACAGGGACAGUUUAGAUCCCCUGGACCACAGGGACAAAUGGGACCACAAGGGCCUCCACUACAUCAAGGAGGUGGAGGCCCCCAAGGAUUCAUGGGACCACAGGGGCCCCAAGGCUUGCCUAGGCCUCCGGAUAUGCAUGGACCCCAAGGAAUACAAAGGCAUCCUGGACCUCAUGGUUCUUUGGUACCUCAGGGACCACCUGGACCUCAGGGUAGUUCUGGUCCUCAAGGUCAUAUGGGCCCUCAGGGUCCACCUGGUCCACAAGGGCACAUGGGCCCUCAGGGCCCACCUGGUCCCCAGGGUCAUUUGGGUCCUCAGGGCCCACCUGGUCCUCAAGCCAUACAGGGACCACCUGCUCCGAGAGUGAUGCAAGGGCCUCCUCUUUCUCAUGGGAUGCAAGGUGGUCCAGGGUCUCAGGGUAUCCAAGGUCCUGGGUCUCAAGGACCUUUGAUGGGAUUGAAUCCAAGAGGCAUGCAGGGACCUCCGGGCCCCCGAGAGAAUCAAGGUCCUGCUCCCCAAGGAAUGUUGAUGGCCCACACACCUCAAGAGAUGAGAGGACCUCACCCUCCGAGUGGACUGCUGGGACAUGGCCCUCAGGAGGAAGGACAAAACACAGGCCCCCCACCUCUGAUACCAGGCCUAGGGCAGCAGGGAGCACAAGGUCGCAUCCCCUCUCUUAACCCUGGACAAGGACCUGGCCCGAAUAAAGGUGACAACCGGGGCCCUCCGAAUCAUCAUUUGGGCCCUAUGUCCGAGAGGCGGCAUGACCAGUCCAGUGGCUCGGACCAUGGGCCUCCAUUUCCUCCUGAUCACAGGGAAUUCAGUGAAGGAGAGGGCAGGGGUGCUGCUCGAGUUCCCCCGGGGGCAUGGGAAGGCCGAAGACCUGGAGAUGAAAGAUUCAGCCGGGAUGUUGAGGACUCUCGUUUUCGAGGACGCAGAGAAGAAAGUUUCAGAAGAGGAGCUCCUCCUAGACUUGAGGGCCGUGCACCUCCUAGAGGGAGAGAUGGAUUUCCUGGUCCUGAAGACUUCGGUCCUGAAGAGAAUUUUGAUGCUUCUGAUGAAGCAGCUCGUGGACGAGAUCUCAGAGGUCGAGGUCGGGGUGCACCACGAGGAGGAAGAAAGGGCUUACUUCCUACUCCUGAUGAAUUCCCGCGCUUUGAAGGAGGGCGGAAGCCAGACUCCUGGGACGGAAAUAGAGAGCCAGGCCCUGGUCAUGAACAUUUCCGUGAUGGGCCCCGCCCUGAUCACCCGCCUCACGAUAGUCACUCACCAGCAAGUAGAGAACGAUCAUCUUCUCUUCAAGGCAUGGAUAUGGCAUCGCUGCCUCCCCGAAAGCGCCCCUGGCGUGAUGGGCCAGGCGCUUCUGAGCACAGAGAAAUGGAAGCCCCUGGGGGGCCUUCAGAGGAUAGAGGUGGCAAAGGUCGAGGGGGUCCAGGAACUUCCCAGAGACUGCCCAAAUCUGGGCGCCCCAGCUCCUUGGAUGGAGAUCAUCGUGAUGGGUACCACCGAGAUGAACCUUUUGGGGGUCCUCCAGGUAGUGGUGCCCCUUCUAGAGGGGGCAGGAGUGGCAAUACCUGGGGUAGAGGAAGUAACAUGAACUCUGGCCCACCAAGGCGAGGAGCGUCAAGGGGUGGUGGAAGGGGCCGAUAA
Elephantulus edwardii (Cape elephant shrew) is the source of this 3516-nucleotide messenger RNA. RefSeq names its product pre-mRNA 3' end processing protein WDR33-like. Gene Ontology annotation, cellular component: mRNA cleavage and polyadenylation specificity factor complex. Gene Ontology annotation, molecular function: protein binding. The transcript has 21 exons. Bases 1 to 3516 code for a protein of 1171 amino acids. Lineage: Eukaryota; Metazoa; Chordata; Mammalia; Macroscelidea; Macroscelididae. The record is from RefSeq and is a predicted model, not a curated record.